AAUCUGUACUAGGAGUCGUUGCUGUGUCAAGCACGCUUUGAUUUUUACCCAUUUUCGAAUCGAAGAAGCCCCUGCAAAAGCACAGAAAUCAAUGAGCCAAUUCAGGACAUCUUAUCAUGAGGACAUGAGAGCAAAUGCAUCUUUAAAUGCGAUUGGUAAGAGUCCCAAAAAUGACAGACGUUAGGCAGCUGAAACCCUCUCUAAGAAUGUGGUAGCGGAAGUCGUAUCGAUGCUUAUCUACCUUAGUAGCCUAACCAGGCCUGGUGAGACCCUCGCUAGACUUCGUUCAACAAGCAGCCUACGAGGUAGUGUGGGCUAGGCACGGGCACUCCGCGAGCUAUCUCGCACAAACCAAUCUCGUCACACAAACCUCCGUUGCGGUCUGGCAAAGCAUAGCAAUAAGUUAUGAUGUCGACCACGAGAUCCGAAGACCCUCUUGUUUGGAUAGACUGUGAGAUGACAGGGUUGGAUUACGAGAAGGACUCCAUUCUCCAAAUCUCCUGUUUCAUCACAGACGCGCAGUUAAGGCUGUUAGAUGAAGAGGGAUAUGGUGCAAUCAUUCAUCAUGACAAAGCAGUGCUAGAUUCCAUGAACGAAUGGUGCAUCAAAACACAUGGAGCUACUGGCCUGACUGCUGCAGUUUUAACCUCGACAACCACGGCGGAACAAGCCGCGAUAGAAUUGCUUGCCUAUGUCAAGAAAUAUGUGCCUCAACCCCGCAAGGCAAUGUUGGCAGGAAAUAGUGUGCAUGCUGACAAGGCCUUUCUUUGCAAAGCGCCCUACAAUGCUGUGCUCGAUCAUCUACAUUAUCGUAUUUUAGAUGUUAGCUCUCUAAAGGAAGCUGCGCGGAGAUGGGCUCCUGCACCCGUCCUCAACGAGAUUCCUCAGAAAAGAGGGAUUCAUGAGGCGCGACAGGACAUUCUGGAGAGCAUCGAGGAAGCUCGGUUUUACCAAGAAGCCUUUUUUUCCGGUUAGAAAAAUUUGAUGGAUUCUUGAGAAGCCCAGAAGAAAGUAAGAUGUCAAAAAUAAAGCAGGAGCUUGGCGAGGACAAAGAUCAUCGAUGCCUCCAUGAUUUUCAAUAUACUCUUGGGUGUGUUGCUGGAUCUGUUUCAUUUUGUUUCGUUGCCGCAAUAUAUCCCUGUCUGCAUGGUGGAACGUUAUAAUUCUAGCUUGAUUAUCAAUGAGAGAAAAAGCGCCGAGCAAAAUGUGGCGGGGCGAGGAGAUGCCUCGGCCACUGUGCUAAACAAUAACAAGAGUAUUUCUCUGAACCAAAACAUGAU
Molecule: messenger RNA, 1280 nt
Organism: Xylona heveae TC161
Lineage: Eukaryota; Fungi; Ascomycota; Xylonomycetes; Xylonales; Xylonaceae
Product: RNA exonuclease Rex2
Exons: 3
Coding region: 406-975 (189 amino acids)
Cellular component (GO): mitochondrion
Molecular function (GO): 3'-5'-RNA exonuclease activity; nucleic acid binding
Source: RefSeq, a predicted model, not a curated record